Messenger RNA from Canariomyces notabilis, 1464 nucleotides. RefSeq names its product cysteine proteinase. Gene Ontology annotation, cellular component: cytoplasm. The record is from RefSeq and is a predicted model, not a curated record. The coding region runs from base 1 to 1464 and encodes 487 amino acids. Gene Ontology annotation, molecular function: cysteine-type deubiquitinase activity. Gene Ontology annotation, biological process: ubiquitin-dependent protein catabolic process; protein deubiquitination. The transcript is spliced from 6 exons. Lineage: Eukaryota; Fungi; Ascomycota; Sordariomycetes; Sordariales; Chaetomiaceae.
AUGGCUAGUGGGCAGGCAGCAGGUGGGCUCCUGAAGCCGGCGGACCAGGAGAAUGAUGAUGAUCUUCCUCUUCUCCCCGUCCGUCGAUCGAGCCGCGUGCGCAAACAGCCAGUCGCCUUCGCCGACGAUGUCCAGCAGCCGUCAAUAUCGCCUACCUCUGCCACGGUCCGUCGGAAUCCAAAGCGAAAAGCAGCCCCGGAAGUCUUUGACAUACCCGACAACCUGUUGGAGGCGUCGCUUGGGCCCUGGAAGGAAGAUGAGCAAUCCGAGUGGCCCAGCUGGACCGAACUGGAAUCAGAUCCGGCCUUCUUCACAGCUAUAAUGGCCCAGAUCGGCGUCAAGGGAGCAAAGAUAGAGGAGGUGCUGUCCGUCGAGGGUGAUUUUCUGGCCAGUCUUCCUCAACCGGUCUAUGGCUUAGUAUUCCUCUAUGAGUAUGUAGAGGAGCCCAGUGACGUAUCUACCGAGACGAGUGAAGACCUGUGGUUUGCGAAUCAGACAACAAACAAUGCGUGCGCUACCAUUGCCUUGAUGAACAUCGUCAUGAACGCCGAAGGCUUGGCGCUCGGCCAGAAGUUGCGCAAGUUUAAACAAGAUUCCAUGGGGUUAUCGCCACCGUUGCGAGGCAACUUGAUUACGAACAGCGCCUGGAUACGGACGGCUCAUAACUCCUUUGCUCGGCGGCUGGACCUCUUGAAUGCAGCCCUCAGUCUGCAGAAUGCCGUGGACAAGAGGAAGCGGCUUAAAGCCCGGACGUCCCAGAGCAAGAAGACGAAGCUGAAAGGGGGCAAAUCAACUGCGGACUCUGCCUACCACUUCGUCGCUUUCGUCCCCGUCGGACGAAAAGUAUGGCAGCUAGAUGGCCUCAGGGCGGCGCCACAGUACAUCGGUGAAUUCGCCGAGGGAGAGCACUGGACAUCUGUCAUGUGUCCCGUACUAGAGGAGCGAAUGAAGCGUUGCGGGAAUGAACAAUUAUCAUUCAGUCUAUUAGCUCUCUGCGGUGACGACCUUUCCGGGCUCAGGCGGCAGCUCGCCGCCAACGUCCGUAGCCUUGAGGAGCUCCAGGCGAAAUUGCACAAGCUCCCGAGCCAGCCAGCGGCGGAUGACACUGCCGACAUGGACAUCAUCUGCAGCUCAGCGGACAAUGACCUCUCCGCAUACCAGAUUGACGCCGAAGACAUACAAAGCUUAUCUGAUGCUGGCGGCAAGACAUUGGAUACAGAGCUGAGUUGCUCCGAUCCGUCUGACAAGACGGUGGAAGCAUGGAGGGAAUUCCGGAAGAGACUGGUCGACGAGCAGAAAGUCAUCCGCUCCGAGUACGAGACGAGGCUGAAAUUUAGCGGCCAAGAGCCAUCCAAAGUCCUUGGCCGGACAAAGGACCACACGGCUGCUAUCCACGAGUGGGUGAAAAAGCUGGCUGAUCAUGGGGUGUUGAAGGAGCUGCAUGAGGAGACGACAUACUCGUAG